UUUGUUCUGUCAUUAUUAAUGCUUUGAUUCGCUCUCUUCUACAAAAAAGGUUUACAUCGUAUCGCAUGAAAUGAAAACUACAAGUCCCAGAAGAGGACCGAACCGCGAAUAUCUAGUAGGAAAGGGGAUAGUAACAUUUAAGUGGGUUUAUAAAUAAAUAAACAUAUAAAGAGCGAACAGUUUAUGGAUUCGAGUUUCUAAGAAGAGGGAGACAAUGAUAUUAUUAUUUCGGGUGACAGCGGAUUGUCCUGAUUGAACCGAAAGACGCGGUCUUCUCUGGACGGCGUCUUAAGUGCUGGCAGACAAUGGCUAAGCCUGGUAUGAGAUGGCUGCAGCAGCAGCAGAACCAGAAGACAACUGAACUAGCAAUUCCUCGGAAUCUGAGUUAUAUCUCAGGGAAGUACAAUAACGUACAACUGGCAGAAGGAUUUGGAGGAAGCAGUGGAGGGCAUCAGCCAACUGCCAUUCAGGUCCGACCACCUUCUCGGCAGGAGCACUCAAGCGUGAAACCACCCCAGCAAGGACCUCAAUGUGAGACUCAGCCUCGGACGAUUAUGAGGCGUAGGGCAAAAUCUCUGCCCACCUCUCCAGAGAGAGGCAGGAGCCUUUCUAAGGCAGGCAGACGACAGAAGGUUCGGUUUGCAGAUUGUCUUGGCUUGGAAUUAGAAGAAGUAAAGAUCUUCAAAACAGGGGAAGACCCUUCUGUUCCUUUUCAUGUGCUUUCAAGGCUCAUGCUUAGCUCUGAGCUAGCCUCAGGAAGAUAUUUGGAGAUCCCACUUCCUUACCUACAGACAGAUUUCUCCCAACAGCCAGGUGACCAGAGUGAUUUUAGGGAGAGACUAAUGCGACAGAGGGUUUGUCUGGAGAGAGUCCUCUGCUCAGAACUGGGAAUUUCAGGUUCUGUGCGUGUCAUUAACCUCUCUUUUGAGAAAGAGGUCAUUGUUCGAUACUCCUUUACUUCUUGGACUAGCAAUUCAGAUGUCAAAGCCUGGUGGGAUUCCAGUGGUCCUGUAGAUGGAGAUCCUGUGGGAGUAGAAAUUGACCAGUUUUGCUUUUGGAUACCUGUCCCUUCUUUUGUGUUGCAGCCUGGAAUGUCUUUGGAGUUUGCAAUAUGCUACCGAGUCAUGGGAUGUGAGUUCUGGGACAAUAAUGAUGGCAAAAACUACAGCUUGACCUGCCACAGCUAUAAAAUCACAGUGCCAAAAGAUUGUGAGGGCAGUCUUGUACACUUCAUGUAAUAAGUAAAAAAUAUAUUUUUGUCCUCCAAUAACAUCCAGUGAGAAUAUUUAAUAUGAAUUUUGUUCAUACAUACUUCUGCCUUGAUCUCGUCUGCACAAUUUUAAUUGGUAUAAGGUCUUUUCUACUGUAUGAAAUUUGUGAGCUAUAUAUGGCAGUCCUACCAUGGAAAAUAAAUAUUUUCUGUGUGAAAUGUAUUUAAUUUGUUUACCACACAAUAAGAUUGUAUGUAGUAGAUACACCUUUGGCAGCAGUUCCACCUCUGAAUCUGUGUGCACAGGUCUCUUUCUCUCUAUUGGCUUUUCACAUCUGGGCACUGUAGUUUUUUCCAUCAUUCUCCUUUGCAAAAAUAAUCAAGCUUUAUCAGAUUGCACGUAAACAGCCUUUUUGAAGUCCAGUUAUGAAUUCUCAAAUUAAUUGAGAUUUGGAGCCAUUCCUGGGUAGCUUUGGCUAUAUGUGUUUGGGGAUGAUGUCUUGUGGGAAAACAAAUCUUCAGUCAAGGUGCAGGUUUCUUGCUGACUGCAUCAGGUUUUCUUGUAUUUUUCUACAUUCAUUUUGCACUCUACUCUCACUAGCUUUAAAGGCUUAGCAGUGUCGAUGGUGUGUCUCUGAUAAUGUUCUUUGUUUGGCUUACACUAAGUUUGGUGUUUGGUCUGAAUGCCGUAAAGCUCAAGUUUGGUUUCAUCAGACUAUAGAACCUUCCUGUAGCAGACUUCAGAGUCUCCAAUUCAUUGUCUGGCAAACUCUAGCUGAGAUGUAAUGUUCUUUUUCAACAGUGUCUUUAUCUUCAUGGCAGGAUGGCAAUACAGAAAGCAUACCUUU
Molecule: messenger RNA, 2058 nt
Organism: Polypterus senegalus (gray bichir)
Lineage: Eukaryota; Metazoa; Chordata; Cladistia; Polypteriformes; Polypteridae
Product: protein phosphatase 1 regulatory subunit 3D-like
Exons: 2
Coding region: 306-1238 (310 amino acids)
Biological process (GO): regulation of glycogen biosynthetic process
Cellular component (GO): protein phosphatase type 1 complex
Molecular function (GO): glycogen binding; protein phosphatase 1 binding
Source: RefSeq, a predicted model, not a curated record